Messenger RNA from Schistosoma turkestanicum, 3037 nucleotides. The record is from the annotation of a GenBank genome assembly. NCBI's taxonomy places the organism in Eukaryota, Metazoa, Platyhelminthes, Trematoda, Strigeidida, Schistosomatidae.
GGUGCGUAACAAGGUUUGUUUACAAUAGUUAAUAAUAAUAUAUGUUAUCAAUUUGCACCCAUCGUUCAUACUGCUCUUGAUUUUUCGAAUCACACAAACAUUUUAUUCAACAUCUUAUGCAAAUUAUAUUACAAAGCAAAUCUUGGUAUAUAGGUAAACUUGAAGGAUCUGUGUAGUUUUCGGGAAAAGAUCCCAUAGGAUUUUUCACCUAAUCGAAUGAUAUGGCAAUCCAUGAUGAAACUCUCUUGUAUAUAGCCCAAAGGAUAAAAAUCCAGAUCUGUGCUCCUCGUACGUCUUUAAUUCUAUCCUAAGUAUUUGUUGAAUCGCAUAUAAACACAUUUAAAUUUACUGUUUUGGAAUUUAUCAUUAACUGUUGCUUUCAUCUUUAUAUCGAAUUGUGUCAAUAACAAAUACUUUAUUUAUAAUCCAAAUAGUGGGGAAAAAAACCUCCCUCAUUGUACUCUUCUCCUUGAUUUAUUUUGAACAAUGGAGAGUAAAUCUGACGAAAAGAAGAAUCAAGAUAUUGAACUUACUCCAUCGGAUAUCGCCAAAACUUAUCGAACUACUGUCCCUGAAGAUAAUGAAUAUAUAGUUAAUAAAGAUACUGAUAGUAUUUUAAAAGAUUCCACCAACGAGUCAAAGCGAAAAUGGCGACUUGAAGGUGUAAAUAUUGUUGUAUUAUCUGUGAUCAUUUUAUCAACUGCUAUAACUAUAGCUUUAAUUUUUAGUAUUAUUUUUGGACAACCUCAGGUUGCACCUAAAGGUGCUGUCGCAGUGGAUGAUGAUUAUUGCGGACAAAUCGGUUUAAAUAUAAUGCAAAAGUAUAAAGGAAAUGCUGUGGAUGCAAUGGUAUCGGUUAUGUUAUGUUUAACUGUAACUCGUCCUGAUGUUGCAAGUUUAGGCGGUUGUGGUGUUGUAUUAGUACGUGAUCGUAAUAAACAAACAAGUCAUUUAUUUGAUUUUACAUGCCCUGUUCGUAAUAGUGCUGACACAGUAAAAGAUAAACCAGAUAAAAAGAAACCUGCAAGUUUAGUCGGUAUUCCAUCUUUAGUACGUGGCCUGUCAAUGAUACAUCAACGAUUUGGUUUAUUGAAAUGGUCCGAUUUAUUUGUUGGUGCAAUUAAAUUGGCUAAAAGUGCUUUUAUGCCUAGUAAAUCAUUAAUUGAAUCUGCAAAUCAAAUUAAACUUUCAAAUCCACCAGAAUUUUUACAACCAAUUUUACAACAACUCAUCAAUGAAACAACAUUAUAUCGACCACCAAAUGAUUUACAGUAUACAUUAAAAUAUUUAGCUAAUCAACGUGAUCAUUAUUUCUAUGAUGAUAAUGAAAAUUCAUUUAAUAGACAACUGGUCAAUUCUAUGCAACAACAUAGUUCUUCAUGGUUAUUAAAUGAUAUGAAAAAUUACACAGUACAUUGUCCAAAUUCAAUUAAAAUGAAUUUCGCUGGUUUCACAUUAGAAUCAUUUCCAGCUCCAUUAGUCGGUGGUAUUUAUGCUUUACUCCUAUUGGGUAAUUUAGAUCUUAAAAAUACACUCACUCCACUUGAUCAUGAAGCAUUACUUAAACAAGAUCCAUUUGUUACAGCUGUCUACUUACAUCGUCUGUUAGAAUUGGCUCGUUUAACUGAAGCAUCAAUUACUACACUGGGUGAUAUCAGCGAUCCUAAAAUACAUGCUGCUGCUAUCGCUGCUCAAGAUAAUAUUUUCUCAAAAUCUGUACGUGAAUCAACUGUAGCUAGUAUUCUGGAUAAUACUAUAGUUAAAGAACAUUCAUUAUUGGAUGUGCUUAAAACAACUUCUGAAAAUGUCAAUAUCGGUGAUACUGGUAUUGUUAUAACAGAUUCGAUAAGUUUCACUGUGAUUGGCAACCUGUUCAUGGGUUCAUUAUUUGGUAAUGGACAAAUGAUACCAGGUACAGGUGUACAUAUGAAUUCCAUGUUACAGCUAUUCAGUGAAAUAAAAUUGAAUCAAUUCUCUGCUGGCCGACGUCCUCUUCUACCAAUCGGACCGAUUUAUUUAUCAACAACACAUAGAAAAUGUGGUAUUCGUGCUGGUCUAACCUCCACCAAUGGUUUAUGGGGUUUGACAGAUUUGGUAGAAGUGAUCAGUAAUGCAGCAUUAUUCCUUCGUGGUGCCCAGUGUCAAUCACCUGUUGUAACAACAUUGCAACAAUUUAAUGCUAUGCCUUCAAUCACUACUGACAACAAACAAUCUUUUUCAUCAUCUAUACCAAUCAUAAGUCAUAGUGUAUUUAGUCCAGCUACAGAGAAAAAUUGUAUUAAUCAAACGUAUGCAAUUCAUUUGUCUCGAAUACAUCCCACCUAUAAUCGACUUGUACCUGGUAGUAUACUUGUGGAAAAUGCAACAAAUUUAAAUUUUCUCAAUACAUUAAAGCAAUUCAAUUAUCAUAUUGAAUUAUUACCCAGUAGUAAUCAACAACAACAAUGGUGGCCUAGUCGAGUAUUUUUAACCGGUUGGAAUGGUUACACUAUGAUUACUAGUGGUGAUAAUCAACGUUCCAUGAAUAAUAGUAAAACAUUGUAUCAAUUUUAAAACGGAAAAUAAUGUACACUGUAAUUUUCUGUCUCAUUCACUCAUUUACUCAUUCAUUCAUUCAAUCUUCAAUAAUUCUUGUUUUUCUAUAAUAUUGAUUAUUGAAUAUUGAAUAAUAAUCUGAUGGCUGUGAUAUUUUUUCAUAAUACCAACAUAUAAUCAAUCAGUUAUCAUUAUUGUGAAUUGUUCGUUUGUCAUAUAAUGAAUGUCCUUCUUGUCUAAUAAUUGAUGUUGUUUAAAUGUUACUUAUUCUUUCCUCUUUUUUUGUGCGGCGUUCAAUUUCCAUUGAACAAUGUGUUCAUUGUUCAAUUUUAAUCAGUUAAUUAGUUAGUUAGUUAGUUAGCGAGUUAGUGAGUUUGUUUACUUAUUUUUGCAUUUUAUUGUUUCUCCUUUGGCUGUGUAAUUAAUUAUCAAAUUAAUCUUUUUUUCUGUUUUGGUUUGACUUUAAAGAGUACUUAUUUUACUAUAUUAUUAUUAUAUAUUA